This is a messenger RNA of Phalaenopsis equestris, 2768 nucleotides long. Its product is annotated as sulfoquinovosidase-like. The transcript is spliced from 8 exons. Gene Ontology annotation, molecular function: hydrolase activity, hydrolyzing O-glycosyl compounds; carbohydrate binding. The coding region runs from base 96 to 2750 and encodes 884 amino acids. Lineage: Eukaryota; Viridiplantae; Streptophyta; Magnoliopsida; Asparagales; Orchidaceae. The record is from RefSeq and is a predicted model, not a curated record. Gene Ontology annotation, biological process: carbohydrate metabolic process.
CAAUAGCCACCUCUGUAUAAGAUGCAAGCAAAAUAAAAAUUAAACUUUUAGGUUCUCUAGAACCCUAAUGAUCUUUAAUCACCAAGUACACAAGCAUGCCGCCAUUAAAAAUCACCAAGAAACACCACAAGCACGUCAACAACCCCUUCCCCUCCCCCUCAAAAUCCCUCCCGUUGAUCCAUGGAACCCUCUCCUACAAUAGAAUUCUUCCCCAUCGCCAAGUUUACCAAAUCGGGAACGAUUUUCAGCUUCUUUGGAGCUCCAACAAUGGCGGAUAUGCGUCAAUAUCCCACAAAUCCCAGCCUGAUCGAAGCUUAUGGUCCAGCAUACCGGGGGAGGCGUUCGUCUCUGCCGCAGCUGCGAAGACCGAGGUGGAGGAGAGCAGAGGCUCUUUCGUGAUCAAUGAUGGCGAUGUCUCAUUCCUCUGUGAUCAUCAAACCAUUGAAGAAAUCAAAGCAAUUUGCAGCUCUGAAACUGAGCGGAAAUUAAAGAAUUAUUAUGAGUUUCUCCAUGGAUUACUUCAAUCAAAUGAGAAGAAUGUUCCUCACGAACCUUUGAAGAGGAUCCAAUUUCCAGCUCUAGUGAUCAGUGGUUGGAUCUCCAGCAAGAGAUCUAAAAGGUUUGCUUCCAGGAAAUUAUGGUUUUGGGGAAGAAACCCUAGCCUUCAGAGGGCUGGGAAAUCAUCUCUUGCAGUGAGGUAUUGGGUUCUUUUUCAUCAGAAGAACAGCAAUCAGGUUGGGUUCCAGGUCAAGUUCGGAGAGACGAAACAGCAGCAAAGCCUAAGAGUCUACCAGAGGUUUUCAGAAGGUUUCCAUGGUAAGAGGUGGAAGCAGGUUCGAGUUAGAAGACGACAUCGGGUCUCAUGCUUCUCCAGCCGAAGAGACUUCCUGUGUUUAUCUUCAGAUGAUGAGAAGGAAGAAGAGAGAGCUAAUGGAUUCAAAGAAUUGAACAGAGUUAUUCUAACAUAUUCGAGUGAGAGAGAUGAGAAGUUCUAUGGAUUUGGAGAACAAUUCUCCCAUAUGGAGUUUAAAGGAAGAAGAGUUCCUAUACUGGUGCAGGAGCAAGGCAUUGGGAGAGGAGAUCAGCCCAUUACAUUUGCAGCUAAUUUGGUCAGUUACAGAUCAGGUGGUGAUUGGAGCACAACUUAUGCUCCUUCACCAUUCUACAUGACAUCAAAAAUGAGAUGUCUUUACCUUGAAGGAUACGAGUACUCAAUCUUUGAUCUAACAGAACAUGAUAGAGUUCAGAUACAGGUGCAUGGAAAUUUUGUGGGUGGAAGAAUACUCAAUGGAAGUUCACCUGCAGAGUUGAUCAAACGGUACACAGAAACCAUAGGAAGGCCUCCAGAGCUACCAAGUUGGAUCAUUAAUGGCGCUGUUAUUGGCAUGCAAGGAGGUACUGAAGCCGUUCGCAGGGUUUGGGAUCAACUAAAAGAUCAUGAUGUUCCUGUGUCAGCCUUUUGGUUACAGGACUGGGUUGGCAAGAGAAAAACAAUAAUUGGGUCUCAGCUCUGGUGGAAUUGGGAGGUUGACACUACUCACUAUGCUGGUUGGGGAGAAUUAGUUGAUGAUUUUAGAGCAAACAACAUUAAAGUUAUGACUUAUUGCAACCCUUGCCUUGUUCCGGUGAGAAACGAAAAGCCAAACAAGAACAAAAAUCUCUUUGAAGAAGCAGAAGAGUUAGACAUCUUAGUGAAAGACAAAAAUGGUGCUACCUACAUGAUACCCAACACUGCUUUUGAUGUAGGAAUGUUAGACCUCUCACACCCAAAUGCAAGCAGUUGGUUCAAGAAGAUACUUCAUGAGAUGGUAGACUGUGGUAUCAGUGGCUGGAUGGCAGAUUUUGGUGAAGGCCUUCCUCUAGAUGCCAAUCUCUUCUCAGGUGAAGAUCCCAUCACUGCUCAUAACAGAUAUCCAGAAUUAUGGGCAAGAGUGAAUAGAGAGUUUGUGGAUGAGUGGAAAUCUAAGGAUGGGGGAGAUGAUGAAGAAAGGUUGGUGUUCUUUAUGAGGGCUGGCUUCAGAGAGAGCCCAAAGUGGGCAAUGCUUUUCUGGGAAGGAGACCAAAUGGUAAGCUGGCAGCACAACGAUGGAAUCAAGAGCAGUGUUACAGGCUUGCUCAGCAGUGGACUCUCAGGUUUUGCUCUAAAUCAUAGUGACAUUGGAGGAUACUGUGCAGUAAACUUACCUAUGAUAAAGUACCGACGAAGCGAAGAGCUUUUAUUGCGCUGGAUGGAGCUGAAUGCAUUCAAUACAGUCUACAGAACACAUGAAGGAAACAAGCCAGAAUCAAACUGUCAAUUCUACUCCAACAGCAAAACAUUGAGUCAUUUUUCAAGAUUUGCAAAGGUUUACAAGGCCUGGAAAUUUUAUAGAGCUCAACUAGUAAAGGAAGCUUCUCAGACUGGGUUACCAGUCGCCCGACAUCUGUUUCUUCAUUAUCCUUAUGAUGAGCACAUCCACAGCCUGACUUACCAACAGUUUCUGAUAGGAACUGAGAUAUUAGUAGUUCCUGUUUUAGAUAAGGGAAAGAAGAAAGUGAAAGCCUAUUUCCCAUUGGGCCAGGGAUGUUCUUGGAAACAUAUAUGGACCGGAAAAAUAUUUGGAAUGUCUUCAACUGAAUCAGAAAAUAAACAAGAAGGAUUUGAAAAAUGGGUGGAAGCACCUAUCGGCUACCCAGCGGUAUUCUUUAAAUCAGGCUCACCUGUAGGGGAACAAUUUAUGAAGAACUUGCAAGAUCUUGGGAUCUUAUAGCUCUCGACCUGAACUAUG